Messenger RNA from Trifolium pratense (red clover), 1239 nucleotides. RefSeq names its product F-box/kelch-repeat protein At3g06240-like. NCBI's taxonomy places the organism in Eukaryota, Viridiplantae, Streptophyta, Magnoliopsida, Fabales, Fabaceae. The coding region runs from base 1 to 1239 and encodes 412 amino acids. Gene Ontology annotation, molecular function: protein binding. The transcript has a single exon. The record is from RefSeq and is a predicted model, not a curated record.
AUGGCUGCUACAAACGAAAAGGUGAACUCUUACAUACCUGAUGAUAUUUCCUUAUCAAUUCUAUCAAAGUUGCCUGUUAAAUCUUUGAAGCGAUUUGAAUGUGUUCGAAAAUCAUGGUCUCUCUUAUUUCAAAAUGAUCACUUCAUGAACAUGUUCCGUAGCAAUUUCUUAUCGUAUAAUGACCCAUCAUCUCUCAUCCUAAAUGUUAAUCAGUCCCCUGAUGAAGACCUUUUCUAUUCUUUUUCUGGUGAGAUGUUUGAGAAUAUGGUUCAAUUAGAUUGGUCAAAUCCAUUUAAAGGUUGGAGACCUCUUCUUACUAAUAUUUUUGGAUCUGGUAGUAUUAAUGGCACAUUUUGUCUCUAUUCAUCUAUUAAUGUCAGAAUUGCAUUGUGGACACCAGCUACCCAAACAGGCAAGCUCUUUCAUUCCAGUGAGGCUGAGUGGUUGCAUUCGCAUAUCCCAAAUUCUGUUACGUAUAAUAUUCACGGAUUUGGUUAUGAACAUGCUACAAAUGACUAUAAGGUCAUUCGGCAUGUGCAUGUUUCUAUAGGAUCAUCAUGUGAUUACUUUGACGAAUGGGUGAAAAUACUUCAUAAUCCCAUAUGGGAGAUAUACAGCCUAAGAAGUGACUCGUGGAGGAGACUUCAUAUUAACAUGCCAUAUUCAUUGGAAUGUAAUGGUGGCACCCAAGUCUACAUGGAUGGAGUGUGUCAUUGGUUGUGUGAAAAAGAAGAAGAAGAAGAAGAAGAAGAAGAAGAAGAAGAAGAAGAAGAAGAAGAAGAAGAAGAAGAAGAAGAAGAAGAAAGACCAAAAAGACCAUUUUUGGUUUCAUUUUACUUGAACAAUGAGGUGUUCUGCAUAACACCCAUACCAUCAAAUGUAGAUAAUUGUUAUGAGGUUAAUUCAUGGAUAAAUUUGGCGGUGUUCAAUGGGUUCAUUGCAUUGAUCUCAUAUCAUAAUGAGGCGAGUACUUUUCACAUAUCAAUUUUGGGUGAAUUUGGUAUAAAGGAAUCAUGGACUAAAUUUUUAAUUGUUGGGCCAUUGUCUUGUGUUGAGCGUCCUAUGGGAGUGGGGAUGAAAGGAGAAAUAGUCUUCAUAAGUAAAGAUGGAAAACUAGUUUGGCUUGAUUUAAAUACCCAAAUGAUUGCGGAGCUUGGUUACGAAGGAGGACUGGUUUAUUAUAGUCAGAUAGUAAACUACAAGGAAAACAUUCUUCCAAUUCAAGGAAUAAGUCAUUAA